AUGGAAGUGGCCCCAGCUACUAUGCAUCUUCACCAUCACAAGCAGCAGCUCCAGCCCGCGCCCAAGCUGAUGCGCCAGCCCUCGCUCAAGAAGGUGGAGUACUUCGUCGAGGUGCCGGCAAUGGACGACCAGGAGGUCGAGCCCGCCGUGCCCAAGGGCUUCGGCUCGCUCGCCAUGCGACGCGUCCGGCGCCGCAUGGCCCGCGGACUCGGCGCCACCUUCAACUUCCUGUCGCAGCUCGACGACCAGGAGUGCGUCGACGAGAGCGGCUUCACCUACCAGCACGACGAGCGGGUCGAGUCCAUGGUGCGCCCGGCCGAGGAGCGGCAGUGGAUGCUCGAGGUCGCAGCCGACGGCGCGGCGAGCUGGACCUUCAGCUUCGUGUGCGACGACACCGAGGAGCAGGAGCAGGAGCAGGAACAGUUCCAUAGUACCGCGGAGCCGAUCGACCGCCGACUCCUGCUCUCCCGCAAGGCCAGCGACUUCUGA
This is a messenger RNA of Acanthamoeba castellanii str. Neff, 489 nucleotides long. RefSeq lists its product as uncharacterized. Bases 1 to 489 code for a protein of 162 amino acids. Lineage: Eukaryota; Discosea; Longamoebia; Acanthamoebidae. The record is from RefSeq and is a predicted model, not a curated record. The transcript has a single exon.